Molecule: messenger RNA, 1526 nt
Organism: Vavraia culicis subsp. floridensis
Lineage: Eukaryota; Fungi; Microsporidia; Pleistophoridae
Exons: 1
Coding region: 1-1479 (492 amino acids)
Cellular component (GO): membrane
Source: RefSeq, a predicted model, not a curated record
AUGAAUAAAAAAAAACAUACCAAGAUAAUCAUGGAACCGUUUUGGAACUUGAUAAGGAGCUACGUAAUUCCUUUGAAAUUGCUGUAUUUUUUUAUAAAUGUGCAGUACUACGCGUUUUACCAGUUUAGAGGACCAUUUGCAGUCACAAUGUUCAACGUUUCAAAAGAGCACUACGGCUCGUUCUUGGGAAUCAUACUAGCGGUGUGUUUCUUCACAAAUACGGUGCUGGCCACGACGAGUGACAAGUUUGGAAGACCAAAGCUGUUUAUAUGCACGUUGCUGAUUGUGUCAAUGGUAUCGUUUGAGCUGUUUUAUCUGUGGCCCGCGGCAAAAGAAUACGAAUCCAUUUUCUGGGUGGUAAUGUUCCUGUACUCGUUCUUCAACACUGCCAUACCACCUCUCCUGGACCGCUUCGCAAUCGAGUACCUCAACAACACGCCGAAUACUGGUGCUCGCGCGUACGGCAGGCAGCGCCUGUGGGGAACAGUUGGUUACCUAUUAGGAAAUAUGGCAGUUGAGACACUGUGCCGAUCUGAGCCAAAAAAAUACGACUUCAACAGCCUAAAGUACUACGUUCCGCUAGUUACCAUACCCGCGGUGCUGUUCUCCGCGCUGUUCAUUAAAUCGUAUGACCGCACAGAGCGCUCGAACGCAGACAUAGAGAGCAGCUGGGUAUCCUUCGUGAAGAACAAGCCAUACCUUUUUUUCAUUUUCAUAAUUCUCCUCAACGGUAUAACACGCGCUGGAAUGACCAUGUACCUAUCGAUCUACCAGACAGAAAUACUUAUGCUUGAAGGCUACACGCUCUCGGACAGGAUCCCAAAAUUCUUGCAGAGCAUCAUAAACGUAGUGAACAAAAAUCCUAUCAGCACUACGGCCACGUGUGGCGUGCUUUUUGAGAUCAUCAUUCUCUACUACUCGCAAAACAUUGUUGGGCGGUGUGGCCUGUACUGGCCGCUCUUAUUCGCACAGGUUGCACAGUUCGUACGUUUUGCUGGGUACUACGUCCUGCCAUACGACAAUCCAAACACGUAUAUGUUCAGCUGCCUGCUGGAAACGAUGAAAGGCGUGAAUUUCGGCCUUACACACUCUUCGGGCGUGCAUAUUGCCAACAUGAUGUGUCCCCCUCAUCUGAAGGCAACCUCACAAAUGAUAUACACGGGAACGUUCACCGGUCUGGCAUCGUUUGUAGGCGGUCAGAUAUUUGGCUUGGUGUUCUCCUCCAAGAUUAACAACGAAGAUAUGUCCUCCUCAGACAAGGCCAAGAUAUUUAGUAACUUCUACAUUGUGAACAUGUUAAUCACGUCCUUUGCCAUUGUGCUCUUCGUGUACAAAUAUGGAAUGCGCGACCGCGUGCUCAGCUUCGAUUCACUCGCAGGAAGAGCACCACAAAAGAAGAUUGAAGAGCGAAAAGUUGUAAUGGAUGUUGAUGAGGAAGAGGGCGGCAGCAAGCCGACUAAUCCCAAGUCUACAAUGUAAUCCUAGAUGUGUCCUUUUAGAUUCAAUAAAAUUCUCAGUAAAUGUGC